Molecule: messenger RNA, 1245 nt
Organism: Impatiens glandulifera
Lineage: Eukaryota; Viridiplantae; Streptophyta; Magnoliopsida; Ericales; Balsaminaceae
Product: protein FLUORESCENT IN BLUE LIGHT, chloroplastic
Exons: 5
Coding region: 81-1043 (320 amino acids)
Biological process (GO): chlorophyll biosynthetic process
Molecular function (GO): protein binding
Source: RefSeq, a predicted model, not a curated record
UCUCUCUCUCUCUCAUCUUCCUCCACAGUGAUACUGAAUACAACAAAACAGAGUUAAAGUGGAACUUAUCCAGAACUAUAAUGGCGGUGCUCCUCCGUUUCUCUUGCUUCCUUCUUCCUCCCGACUCGCCCGGUUUUCGCCACCGCAACUCGCCGUCCCUCCGAUUUCCUGUUAGGUUCAGUACUUCUCUUCCAAUUGAACUGAAAAAGUUCAUCUCAUCACUUGGAGAUGGUUCAGUUGUAAGAUGCAAAGCCUUACAAAAAGAAGAAGACAUCCAACCUAUAGCUAAGAUUUUGAAGUCGAAUGAUCCUAAAACUUCCAUGAUUGAAUGGACACGCAAUACCGUUUCUUAUGAGCUCAUACAACUUGGAAGAUCACCAUUGAUGGUGUUUAUUAUUAGUAAUGCCUUGCUAAUGAGUAUGCCAUUUGAUGCUUUGGCGGAAACAUGCGAUACUGAUAAAUCUGUUUUCACUAUGCCUGUAUUGCUGCUUGUUGCUCUAGUUGGUGCCACUGUUGGAGGACUGCUUGCACGACAGAGGAAAGGGGAACUGAAGCGGCUGAAUGAGCAGCUGCGGCAAAUUAAUGCUGCUUUAAGAAGGCAAGCAAAAAUAGAAUCUUAUGCUCCUAAUUUGAGCUAUGCUCCUGUAGGGAGUAGAAUAUUAGAUAAUGAAGUAAUUGUUGAUCCAAGAAAGGCGGAACUAAUGUCCCAUUUAAAAGCGGGCAAAAACUUUUUGAGGAAUCAGGAUCCAGAGCAGGCCUUUGUGGAAUUUAAGGCAGGUCUUGAACUUGCUCAGGAUUUGAAAGAUUCUACCGAGGAGAAGAAGGCUGCUAGAGGCUUAGGUGCAUCGCUGCAAAGGCAAAGCAAGUAUCGGGAAGCUAUAAAGUAUCAUAAGUUGGUUCUAUCGAUAUCAGAAAGGGAGGGUGAGAAUUCUGGGAACACCGAAGCAUAUGGAGCAAUUGCAGAUUGUUACACUGAGCUUGGGGAUAUUGAGGAAGCUGCAAAGUUUUAUGACAAAUAUAUCGCUCACUUGGAAUCCGACUGAACGAUGACUGAUCCAUUCAUUUUGCAGGUCUCACUCCCCCUCCCCCGUUUGUCUAUUGAAAAUCCCUUUAUCUCAUGUGUGUGUUUCAGCUUAGUUUUGAACUUAUGGGGUAGAACAUUGCCAAUUUGCACGUAAUAAUGGCAGACAUCUUGAAUACUCCUCGUGAGCCAGUGUUUUUGACAUAUUUUUAAUUUCUUGUAAA